GGUUUUCAUCUCAUCAAAGAUUCCCAAUUAUCUAUCUAUCCAGGCACACAAACUGCCCUUGUAAUUGAACAAAGAAGUUAGAAAAAGCACUCAACAGCUUUGAUAUGAGCUCUCAUAAGCUUUGAACUAUUUUUUAUUUAUUUAUUUACCAGUUGUUGCUUUGUACUUUUAAGUAGAGUGGUGGUGGCGGCCAAGAUGAGCAGCUAAGUUAGACAGCGUCAAGCAUACAUGGCAAGAUCAAGAGUUUGCAACAUGUUCAUGGAUGCAACAUUUUCCCAUCUUCUUCUUCUUCUUCUUCUUCUUUUUCUUUUGGCAGUCUCAGAUGUUAAUGGUGUUGCAUCACAUUCGAUCAUAAAGAGCCUACCGGGCUUUCCAGGAAACCUACCUUUCAAACUUGAAACUGGGUAUGUGGGUGUGGGUGAGGUGGAGGAGAUACAGUUUUUCUAUUACUUUAUUGAAUCUGAAACAAACCCUGAAGAUGACCCUCUUGUGCUUUGGCUAACCGGAGGCCCUGGUUGUUCUGCUUUCUCAGGUCUUGUAUAUGAAAUCGGUCCUUUACUAUUCGACUAUGCCAACUCUAAUUGGAACUCACCGACUUUAACACUGAACGAGUACUCAUGGACAAAGAUCGCCAACAUAAUAUUUCUAGAUUCACCGGUGGGUACAGGGUUCUCGUAUGCAACCACUUUGCAGGCAUAUAACACCUCAGAUACUUUAUCAGUAGCAGCAAACUAUGAUUUUCUUAGAAAGUGGCUUUUGGCUCACCCAAAGUACCUCAAAAAUCCUCUUUAUAUUGCUGGUGACUCUUAUGCAGGCAUUAUUGUCCCAGUCCUUGUUCAGGAGAUAGCUAAUGGCAAUGAAGUUGGGCUAAAGCCAUCAAUGAACCUGAAGGGUUAUAUGCUUGGAAAUCCAGGUACAACGUUACAUGAUGACUAUAAUUCAAGGAUUGAAUUCAGUCGUGGAAUGGCACUCAUAUCAGAAAAACUCUAUCAGUCAGCUAAGAGGAAUUGCAAAGGAGAAUUUAUCAAUAUUGAUACAAGCAAUAAAUUGUGUGUAAAUGAUAUGGAAGUUAUCCAAGAGUGCUUAAAAAAGAUAAAGCACCCACAUAUAUUGGAACCUUGGUGCGAGCAUAUAUAUUCCCCCAGUCCAAAGAGAUUAAAAUGGUAUCAAAGAUCUCCAAUUACAGAGGAUUCCUUGGAUAUCUUAUCUUCAGUUUCUCAACCUCCAAAUAAUAAUCAACUUAAAGGGUGUAGAGACUAUAACUAUAUCUACUCUUACACUUGGGCUAAUGAUCAAAAUGUUCAGAAUGCUCUUCACGUUCGGAAGGGGAGCAUAAACCAAUGGAAGAGAUGUAAUAAGAAUUUAUCGUACAUAAAAGAUGUCCCGAGUUCUUUCGAUUAUCAUCGAAAUCUGAUCGAUAAACACUAUCGAUCACUAAUUUACAGUGGUGAUCAUGAUAUGUUAAUUCCCCAUGUGGGUACUCAUGCAUGGAUAGAAGCUCUGAAUUUGACUAUUGCUGCUGAUUGGAAACCAUGGUUCAUUGAUGGACAAAUUGGAGGGUACACAAUGCAAUACUCAAAUGAGAAGUACCAAUUGACAUUUGCAACUGUAAAGGGAGCGGGUCAUACAGCUCCAGAAUAUAAGCCAAAGGAAUGCCUUGCCAUGAUUGAGAGAUGGUUUUCUGAUUAUCCUCUCUGAAAAUCAAGCUCUUGAUGAAAGAAAAAUUGUUUGUCAUUGUUAAUCUUGACUCUCCAAAUUAAUUAUGUUGUUCAAAAUGACCACCAUGGAGCUGGAUUUUAUUUUUAUUUUUUAUCUUCUUUUGCAACUUGUUAUAUAUUAAAAAAUCUGUUAUACUUCCUCAAACACAACUCCUUUUAUUCAUAUUAAUGUAUGGAUCCCAUCUCUUUAUGAAAGAGAAGGGUUAUGCUUCCAAAAA
Molecule: messenger RNA, 1936 nt
Organism: Ziziphus jujuba (common jujube)
Lineage: Eukaryota; Viridiplantae; Streptophyta; Magnoliopsida; Rosales; Rhamnaceae
Product: serine carboxypeptidase-like 18
Exons: 13
Coding region: 229-1698 (489 amino acids)
Biological process (GO): secondary metabolic process; proteolysis
Molecular function (GO): serine-type carboxypeptidase activity; acyltransferase activity, transferring groups other than amino-acyl groups
Source: RefSeq, a predicted model, not a curated record